AUUUUCUAGGAGAUGGCGAACCUGAAAGUCCUCUUCUUGCAUCCAGAUCUUGGAAUAGGUGGUGCAGAGAGGGCAGUCAUAGAUGCUGCUCUAGCCCUGAAAUCUCAAGGUCAUCAAGUCCACUUUGUGACUUCACACCAUGAUAUAAAUCAUUGCUUUCAAGAAACAAGGGAUGGAACUCUGUCUGUAACAACAGUUGGUGAUUGGCUACCCAGGGGAAUUUUUGGCAGAUGUCAAGCAUUGUGUGCCUACUUGAGAAUGUUGUAUGCAGCGUUAUUUGUAGUAUUCUCCCCUCCAUUUGAGUAUGAUGUUAUCUUCUGUGAUCAGAUAUCAGCAUGUAUAUAUAUUUUAAAACUAUUUAAUGCCAAAGUGUUAUUUUACUGCCAUUUCCCUGACAUGCUUUUAACAAAGAGAGAAAGUAUACUAAAGAAAUGGUAUAGAGCUCCUAUUGACUGGUUAGAAGAAAAAACAACUGGAAUGGCUGAUUGUGUCCUUGUAAACAGUAAAUUUACUGCUGGUAUAUUUAAUGAGACCUUUAAGUCUUUAUCAUCUGUUAAUCCAAAGGUCUUGUACCCAAUACCAAACUUCAAAGCCUUAGACCAGCCAUUGGAAACAUCUACUGAUAUUAUACCUCCAAAUAAAACUACAGUAUUCCUGUCAAUUAACAGAUAUGAAAGGAAGAAGAAUCUCAACCUAGCAGUAGAAUCAUUUGGUAUGCUGCAGAAGAAACUUGGCAACAACAAAGGUGUACAUUUGAUAAUGGCGGGAGGUUACGAUGAAAGAGUGUUGGAGAAUAAAGAACAUUAUCUGGAAUUAAAGGAGCUUGUUCACAAAUUAGGACUGGAGGAUCAUGUUACAUUUUUAAGAUCAUUUAGUGAUUCAGAUAAAAGAACAUUGCUAUCAAAUUGUACAUGCCUUCUAUACACACCAGACAGGGAACAUUUUGGUAUAGUACCAGUUGAAGCUAUGUAUAUGCAGUGUCCUGUGAUAGCUGUGCAAAGUGGUGGGCCAUUGGAGACUGUAGAGGAUGGGAAAACUGGAUUUUUAUGUCCUCCAGAACCAAAGAGCUUUAUGGAAGCAAUGGAAAAUUUUGUAUCUGACAAGUCUUUGGGUAAAAAAAUGGGAAGUGCUGGACGUAAACGAGUUGAAGAAAGAUUUUCUUUUAAUACAUUUACAAAAGAAUUAAUUAGUGUAAUAGAAAAGGUUAAUAAUGGGAGCACAAGUAAUUCAAGCGUUUUAUUGUUUACUUUAGCUUUGGCGUUACUCAUUAAUAUUUGUUUUGCUGUUUUGUAUGUAUGUAUCUUUUGAUCUGACAAAAGUUUUGUUAUAGGAUGUAAAUUGGUUUUUCAUCAUGACCUUUUACUGCAAUUCCUGCAAUUGUGAAAGAUACAACUGUGAUAAUUUUCAUAUGAAAUAUAUAUUUUUAUAACAUAAUUAACGAAAAACUUUAUUAAAAUUAGAAUAUUUCCUUUGCUUUAAAAAAAACCUUCUGUAUAUUUACUUUUUUCACUGUGUAUUUAUUUUUCUGAAUUUUGCCAAAUGUAAAAUGUUGUGAAAACUAAGUUACAAAUGAAAACAAACUUGGCUUUAUACAAAUACAGCAAUUGAUUGUGAUAUGAACAAGAUUUUCACAAAUUUCUUAAUAGAUGACCUAUCAGACCACAUUGUAUGGCAUUGCUUGUUACUUAAUUUAAUCUUUGGAUUUAUUUUAUUUUCAUGCUUUAAAAGAUGAUAUAAAAUAAUGAUUAAACAUGAUACUU
Mytilus trossulus (common blue mussel) is the source of this 1760-nucleotide messenger RNA. RefSeq names its product alpha-1,3/1,6-mannosyltransferase ALG2-like. The record is from RefSeq and is a predicted model, not a curated record. Gene Ontology annotation, cellular component: endomembrane system. Gene Ontology annotation, molecular function: alpha-1,3-mannosyltransferase activity; GDP-Man:Man(1)GlcNAc(2)-PP-Dol alpha-1,3-mannosyltransferase activity. Lineage: Eukaryota; Metazoa; Mollusca; Bivalvia; Mytilida; Mytilidae. The transcript has 3 exons. Bases 13 to 1308 code for a protein of 431 amino acids.